UUAAGAAACGCUAAGAGUGUACGAACACAGAGGCUGUGAAUGGAAAAAUGGAGAAAGGACUAAAAUGACAUAACGGGGUCCCACUUAUCACUCCUGUGGGCGCCUUACAAGCCGAGCUUCGUUUUACUUAAAAACUGUAGGCCACCAGAGGAUCAUGUAUCAUAUGUGGCCAAUGCUUAACCAGAUGAAAGGAAUAGCUAUGGACAAACCAAUUUCUCUCAAACACCACUCAGACCCUCAUCAUCGUGUAAUUACAGAAAUUAGCUGCGAUUUCCACUUUUCUCCACCAAGCAUUUAUCAGUGGUUUCCCCUUGUUGUCCUUGUAUUUACUUUACCCAUUUAUCUCAUAUUAUUAAUUGCUUUACCUUCGAAUUUCUGUAUUUACUUUCAAGUUGUUGUCUCAGUAUCCGUUUCUUUUGUUGCCUUGUGGAUAAAGUCUUUUAUUUCGUCUCCUUGCCAAUUUGGUAAAAAGCUCCAUAAUUCAUGUGCUGGGUGCCAAAGUCUGCUUUCUUGCGAAAGUACUUGGUGCAGUUCUCUUAAUCUUGCUACUAAGUCUGCUUUUUUGUGCAAUAUUCAGAGUCUUUGAUAUCUUAUCCUAGAUAUAAAAGGUCCAUUUCUGUUAACAAUGAUUUAGGAGACCUCCUACUAAGUAAUUCAUUUGAGGUGUUUCCAAGUGCAAGAACCUGUAAAGUCUUUUUGAGUCCAAAGUUCCUUAAUACUGCUUGUAGGAGGGAUGGCAUCAAUUCUAGGUUUCAGGGUACCACCCUUUUUAGUUUUGAACUCAGAGAAUAAGCCUCAAAGCCGUGUGCGGGUUCGUAGUUCAGCUAGUGGAGAUUCAGUGGUGCUGUCAUCUGAUUCAGUAGUUGUAAAUGGAGCUUCUGUUGUUGGGGAGAAAGAGAGAAUUGGGUCUUGGAUUGAGAAUGGGAAUGGAAGUUCAAGUGCUGAAGUUGAUAAGCAGAAGAAGAUAGACAGUAGUAAUGUUCCUGAAAAUUUGGAACCACUGUGGGAUGAUGGGUACGGUACCAGUACUGUGAAAGAUUAUUUUGAUGCAGUCAAGGAGAUGAUCAAGCCUGAUGGUGGACCACCCAGGUGGUUUACGCCCAUCGAAUGCGAGUGUCCUGUAAAGGAUGCUCCAGUUCUUCUGUUUUUGCCGGGAAUGGAUGGAACUGGGAUGGGCCUCAUUUUGCACCAUAAAGCUCUUGGGAAGGUUUUUGAAGUCCGAUGCCUGCAUAUUCCUGUUAAUGAUCGAACUCCAUUUGAAGGACUAGUGAAAUAUGUUGAAGAAACUGUUAGACUUGAACAUGCUUUGUCACCAAAGAAACCAAUUUAUUUGGUGGGAGAUUCAUUUGGAGGAUGCCUAUCACUUGCUGUUGCUGCUCGAAAUCCUACCAUUGAUCUAGUUCUAAUAUUAGUAAAUCCAGCUACUUCAUAUGCAAGGUCUCAGCUACAGCCCUUGUUCCCCAUAUUGGAGUCUAUGCCUGAUAUACUACAUGCCUCAGUUCCCUAUCUUCUGAGCUAUGUUAUGGGUGAUCCAACAAAGAUGGCAAUGGUUAACGUUGAAAGUAGGCUUCCUCCGAUACAACGAUAUGAGAAAAUGUUUCACAAUCUCCGUGAUUUGCUACCAUGUCUUUCUUUUUUUACUGAUAUUAUACCAAAGGAGACUCUUCUUUGGAAGCUGAAGCUGCUCAAAUCAGCUGCUGCUUAUGCUAAUUCUCGUCUUCAUGCUGUAAAAGCCGAAGUACUUGUGCUGGCAAGUGGUAAGGAUAGCAUGGUUCCUAGUGAAGAUGAAGCUCAACGUCUGAGAAAAUCAUUACAGAAUUGCACAGUUCGUCACUUCAAAGACAAUGGGCAUACCCUUUUGUUGGAAGAUGGGAUUAGUUUGCUGACAGUUAUUAAAGGUACAAGCAAAUACCGUCGUUCAAGGAGGCACAACGAUGUCUCAGAUUAUCUGCCUCCUAGUAGGACAGAAUUCAAAUAUGCAUGUGAUCAAGUAAUUGGAUUAUUACGUUUUGCUGCUGGUUCUACAAUGUUUUCAACAACUGAAGAUGGAAAAAUAGUGAAAGGUCUUGCUGGAGUCCCAAAUGAAGGUCCUGUGUUACUAGUUGGUUAUCAUAAUUUAAUGGGAUUUGAACUUUAUUCACUUGUUGAACAGUUUUUAAAAGAGAAAAAUAUAAUGGUCCGUGGUAUGGCACAUCCUCAAAUUUUUCAGUGGAAUUCCAAGCGUUCAUUUCCUGAAUUUUCAAUGAAUGACUGGUUAAGUGUAUUUGGUGCUUUACCUGUCACACCCACCAAUCUAUUUAGAUUGCUUUCCUCAAAUUCACAUGUUCUUCUAUAUCCUGGUGGUGCGCGUGAAGCUCUCCAUUACAAGGGUGAAGAAUACAAGUUGUUUUGGCCUGAUCAACCAGAAUUUGUGAGAAUGGCAGCACGUUUUGGGGCUACAAUUGUACCAUUUGGUGCUGUAGGAGAAGACGAUCUCGUACAAUUGAUUUUCGAUUACAAUGACGUAAGAAGAAUCCCUGGAGCAGAGCAAUCUAUUAGAGAAGCUAAUGGUGUAAGAUUGAGGGAUGAGACAAGUGGGGAAGUUGCUAACAUAGAGCUGUUUAUACCAGGGCUUUUGCCUAAGAUGCCUGGUCGCUUUUACUAUUUGUUUGGGAAACCCAUAAAAACAAAUGGAAAGGAGGAGAUCCUGAAAGACAGAGAAAUUGCAAACCAGUUAUACUUGAAGAUAAAAUCUGAAGUUGAAAAAAGCAUGAAAUACUUACUUAAGAAGAGGGAGGAAGAUCCUUAUAGGAGUGUUAUUGAUAGAACACUAUACAAUGCUCUAUAUGCUUCUUCUCGUGAGGUUCCAACAUUUGAGCCUUAAAAUUUGGUCUUCAAAUCCAAAAGUACAUGUUCUUGGUUUUCCGUAUAUGCAUACAGAAUUGUGAAGUCGAUUUAUGUAAAGAAAAACAAAUAUCAUUAAUGAAAAGUUCUGAUUAUUUUUAUACCAAA
Molecule: messenger RNA, 2991 nt
Organism: Ziziphus jujuba (common jujube)
Lineage: Eukaryota; Viridiplantae; Streptophyta; Magnoliopsida; Rosales; Rhamnaceae
Product: phytyl ester synthase 1, chloroplastic
Exons: 12
Coding region: 734-2863 (709 amino acids)
Cellular component (GO): membrane
Source: RefSeq, a predicted model, not a curated record